AUGGAACUGACUCGGACGGAAUACAGCACGUCCGAGGAGAGGUAUCUCCUGGAUGGUUUCUGGAGGCAUGGCCGUUACUAUGGCUCUUGGAAGCCUGGGAAAUACAUCUUUCCCAUCGACUCGGAAGAGCUGAAUAGGCUGGACAUAUUCCACAAGGUCUUCCUCGUGGCCCGCGAUGGCCUUGGGCUCGACUACGCGCUCCGGAAGGACCGGCCCGUCAAGAUCCUAGAUGUAGGAACGGGCACAGGCAUCUGGUCCAUCCAUGUCAGCGAACACUACCAGCACACCGAAGUCAUGGCUGUGGACCUGAACCAAGUUCAGCCGCAUCUCAUCCCCGCUGGGAUGAGGACAAUGCAGUUUGACAUUGAGGAGCCGUCCUGGGAUGGCCUGAUGUCAAAUUGCGAUCUCGUCCAUAUCCGUCUCCUCUAUGGGAGCAUCCAAACGAAUCUGUGGCCCCAGGUCUACAGAAACGUCUUUGGGCCUCAACACACGUGGCUGACACAUAUCGAUAGACGACUGGCGCCAGGUACGGGCUUCGUGGAGCAUACUGAAAUUGACUGGACACCGCGUUGGGAGAGUAGCGGUGACAUCCCGAAUCCGUCCGCCAUACAGGAGUGGUCAGAACUGUACCUACAAGGCAUGGACAGGGUCAAUAAGAGUGCUCGAGUGGCACCCCAGUGGACGGUGCGGAUGCUCGAGGAUGCCGGCUUUGUCGACGUCAGGGAGGAGACCAUCAGGUGCUACGUCUGCCCCUGGUCUAGCGACAGGCAAGAACGGGAGAUAGCAAGGUGGUUCAACCUGGUCUUCUCCCAAGGACUGGAAGCCAUGAGCCUGCUACCCAUGGUUGACUAUCUCGGCAUGUCGAUCGACGAGGUCAAUAGCCUCUGCGCCAGAACGAAGAGGGAGAUGUGCGUCCUUCGCUACCACGCCUACAUGACAUUCCACAUCUGGACGGCAAGGAGACCGUAA
Geosmithia morbida is the source of this 969-nucleotide messenger RNA. RefSeq lists its product as uncharacterized. Gene Ontology annotation, molecular function: methyltransferase activity. The coding region runs from base 1 to 969 and encodes 322 amino acids. Lineage: Eukaryota; Fungi; Ascomycota; Sordariomycetes; Hypocreales; Bionectriaceae. The transcript has 5 exons. The record is from RefSeq and is a predicted model, not a curated record.